This is a messenger RNA of Macrobrachium nipponense, 3374 nucleotides long. Its product is annotated as zinc finger and BTB domain-containing protein 17-like. Gene Ontology annotation, molecular function: chromatin insulator sequence binding. The record is from RefSeq and is a predicted model, not a curated record. Lineage: Eukaryota; Metazoa; Arthropoda; Malacostraca; Decapoda; Palaemonidae. The transcript has 14 exons. Gene Ontology annotation, biological process: regulation of transcription by RNA polymerase II. Gene Ontology annotation, cellular component: chromosome. Bases 442 to 2961 code for a protein of 839 amino acids.
GAUGUCAUACGUAAACAAAGAUUAUGUAUUUUGAUAUAUUAAAAAGGACACUGGGCACAUUUCGAAGUGAUAGCUUGCCGUCUGAUAUUGAUGAAGGUUCAGACUGCUCUAGCAAAAGGAAUUACUGACUCGAUCCAAUUAGGCUACCUCUAGGCCCUCGGACAUGAGGUGGACGAACUUUUAGGAAAGUUGGAUAAAUUGCCUGAUAAAGUACGCAUCGAAAUAUUAAAGAAAUUGUCACAGAAGGUCUCAACUUCAGCCUCCAAACUAAAAGCAGCAAAGAAAAAUAAGAGCCAGUCUAGAGAGGCAGCUGUCCAAAAUUCUGUGUCAGCAGUACCAAAAAUAUCUGAAGAAAAUGUUUUAGUAAAGGUGGAAGUGAAGGAGGAGCCCCUGGAUGAAAAAAUAUGUUCCGGUGUGACUGCGGAUCAGCAGACAAAUGCAAUGGGAGUUCAGUCUGCAACAAAAAAGACAAAGAAAACUCUUCCAGAGAGGGUUGUUUCAGGACGUAGGCAGACAAAGAAAGUUGAUUAUAAACAGUUAUCAGAGUAUGGCUUGGAUGAAGGUGAUGAAGAAGAAAACGUUGCCAGCUAUGAUGAUGAUGUAGGGAAAGUCAGACCUCUCACCAAAAGAGGCCGAGGUCGCCCCAAGAAGAAUUUGGGAGUAGGUUCUGUGGUAACUAGUGUUGCCCAGUUAGAUGCCAAAGAAGCAGCAUCAUCUGUUACUGAAGAAAAUAUUGUAGCAGGGAAUGAAAUGAAAAAACAAGUAGAGAAAAGUAUUGUUGAAGGGUACUUUGAUUUACUUGAGAGUUGCUUGAAAGAGAGUGGCAUCAAGGCUGCUGGAGAGAGAGCUGAUGAGCAAGAAAAGGAGAAUGGAAAUGAACCGGGUAAACAAUCAUUAGAAGAGGAUAAUGAAGAGGAGCAAAAGAAUUCUCCAAAGAAAGUCUUUAUUUUUAAUUCGCUAGAGUCUAUUAAUAAUGUUCGUAAAAAGAAAUCUGGAACAUCAAAAUUUAAAUGUGAUGAAUGUGGAAAAAUGUACUCGUCUUUAUCUGUUUUAAAAACUCAUCAAAUUCGACACCGUAAGAAAGAGGAUCUUCCCUUUGCUUGUAAGCAUUGUGACUUUAAAUCGGCAUCAAAAAUUGAAUUGUUUCGUCACUCUUUGAAACAUGAGAAAACUUUGGUGUAUGCAUGUAACAUUUGUGAAAAACAGUUUUCAAGAGAUACAGGUCUUCGAGAACAUAUCCAUUAUAUUCAUUCAAAGUCUCAAGUUUUAAAGUGUGGUAUAUGCCAGUUUUCAACACAUCGCCGAAGUACAAUGAGAAACCACCUUCAGACACAUCAAGGAACUACACCUGUCAUAGCUUGUCCAGUUUGUGGUGUGACGUUCAGAUCCAAAACAAAUCUGAAAACCCACCUUUUCUCCCAUGCAGGGCUGAAGCGAUUUGAAUGUGAUGAAUGCGACAAGAAAUUUAUAUCUCAUAACCGAGUCAAAGCUCACAAGUUAUACGUUCAUGGUCCAAGAGAACAUAAUUGCCCGUACUGUGAAAUGAAAUUUCCUACACGUCAUGCUUUAAACCGUCACAUGUUGAUUCAUACGGGGGAAAAGCCAUUCCAGUGUUGCUUUUGUACCUUCACAUGCAACACUCAGGGAAAUCUCAUAAAGCACAUCAGGCACGUCCAUGAGAAAAUAAAUUUUACAUAUAAAGAUUUUUUGAGAGAAAGUCGUAAAGAAGACAGCACCUCAAAAGUUGACAGUGUAAAUAUGGAAAGAAUGCAGAAAGAGGGGAAAGAUUUUGCUUUCAAAGUUUUUAAUACUAUAGGCGAGUCAACUGGAGAAACUCUUACUCUUGAGCAAUUGAAAGAAGAAGUACAGAAGAAGAAAGAAUCCAAGGUGGCAGCAAUGCAGGAACAGCAGUCAAAAAAGAGGCGGAAGAUUCUCAAGAAGGCUGUACUUAACAAUGCUGGAAAGGAUAAGAAAAUUACUGUUUACUCUGUGCCUGAAAAGUCAGGGGAUGCAGUUACCAAGUCCCCAUUAGAUGAUAAUGUGUAUGUUGAAGGUGCUUUAUCAGGCCUUGGUGAUGAUAAUUCUUGCUGGUUGACUCAUACAGACGAAAAUGGGUGUGUUAUGUUGAUACCUUGGGAUGUUUCAUUAAUUGGGGAGAACGACGAGGGAGAAGAGGAAGAUGAAAUUGGGGAGUGGAGACAAGAUCUUCAAGUGGAUAAGGUUGUUAAAAUUGCCAGCACACCUGGCAAUAUUCCUGUCAGUACUCCCAAACCAGAAGAUAUUAGCAUUGAAAAAUUUGACGAGGAUUGUGGUGUAGAGGGCUUAGAAUCAACAUUUGAAAUUGGUAAUAAUGUCAAAAGAAACAAAAAGCCCAAAAAUGAAGUUAGAAAUGAUAUCUUUGAAGUAGGAAAUCUAUAUGAAAUUGUAGAUAAUGUUAAUCCUUUAGUAGGCGAUGUAACAGAUGGAACUCCGAGAUCAGAAAACCUUUCUCAAGAUAAGAAAGUGUACAAACAGUACCCUAAAGCUUUACAAGUAUUCACAACAGGUGGAUCUGUAAAUAGUGCUGGUCCUAGUGCUUCAAACUUUGUCCUUCCUGAACGUUACUUAGUGGACGAAGAUGGUCAAGUCUUACAGCUGACUGGAAAUGUUAUGGGCACUAAUCUCUUUCAGCUGCAAAUGGAUGAGGUAGUAAAUACCUCAGAAUCACCUGAGGUCACCAUAAAUAAGCUAACAGAUAGUGUUUAUUCAUUGACAAGUCAGUCAGGCAGUGAGAAAGAGGAGACUUUUGUUAUCACAACACGAGACAAGGGUGAUGAAACUGAUAUAAAAAGACUUAAUAAAUUUAAGCCUAAGCAGUUAAAUUCUGAUGUGAAUCUGUUACCUGUGGAAGUCAGUAGAGUUGAAGGAGACCAGCAGUCAGCGUUAGUUUUAAUAGUUGAUGCAGAUGAUGUUGAUAAGUAGGAACAUAAAAACUUGUUUUACAUUAUAGUACGUAAGGGCAUAGGACCUCUGGUGUUCUCAAAUUCAAUACCUACUGUCUAUGCUCUAAACAGAACUCUGAAUUUCCUGAUUUUAUUUCUAUAACCAUCCUUUAGGCACAAGUAAUAGUUGAACAAUAAAAGCUGUUACAAUGAAGUCGUAUUCUUCUUGGAGGAUGGCUGAAUUUGUGUUUGUAAGGUGCUGUAGCACAAUACCAGUGAGUUCUGUGCUGCAUAUGUACCAAACACCACGGUAUCUUUGUAGUGUGUGUGUGUAUUUAGGCAGGUGAUUUUUUAGGAUUCUGUAAAGUACAAGUGAGUCUCUCUCUCUCUCUCUCUCUCUCUCUCUCUCUCUCUCUCUCUCUCUCUCUCUCUCUCUCUCUCUCUCUCUCUCAA